AUGAAAAUUUUCACAAUUAAAAUUGAGAAAAAAUGGAGAGUCGUGUUUGUCGCCGAUGGUGUUUUCCACGCUGAAUUGAACGAAUUGUUCACUCGUGAGUUCAACAAAGACGAGGGUUACUCCGGAGUUGAAUUGAAGACUGGUCCAGCCUCCACUGAGAUCAUCAUCCGUGCCUCCAAGACCCAAGCUAUCGUCGGUCAAAACGCCCGUCGUAUCCACGAGCUCUGCUCCUUGGUCCAAAAGCGUUUCGGUUUCGCCGAAGGUACUGUUACCUUGUACGCCGAGAAGGUCCAAAACCGUGGUCUCUGUGCUAUUGCUCAAGCUGACUCAUUGAAGGGUAAAUUGUUGCUCGGUUUGCCAGUCCGUCGUGCUUGUUACGCCAUCGUCCACCAAAUCAUGACCAAGGGUGCCAAGGGUUGUGAAGUCAUCGUCUCUGGUAAAUUGAGAGCUCAACGUGCUAAGGCCAUGAAGUUCACCGACGGUUACAUGAUCAAGUCUGGUCAACCAUCCCAAAACAUGGUCGAUUUCGCCUGUUGCCACGUUCUCUUGCGUCAAGGUACCCUUGGUGUCAAGGUUGCCAUCAUGUUGCCAUACGACCCAACCGGAAAGAACGGUGUCCAAACUCCACAACCAGAUAUCGUUGUCAUCAAGGAUCCAGUUGCUUAA
Messenger RNA from Heterostelium album PN500, 666 nucleotides. It is a transcript of the gene rps3, whose product is annotated as 40S ribosomal protein S3. The transcript is spliced from 2 exons. Gene Ontology annotation, molecular function: RNA binding; structural constituent of ribosome. The coding region runs from base 1 to 666 and encodes 221 amino acids. Gene Ontology annotation, cellular component: cytosolic small ribosomal subunit; nucleus. The record is from RefSeq and is a predicted model, not a curated record. Lineage: Eukaryota; Evosea; Eumycetozoa; Acytosteliales; Acytosteliaceae. Gene Ontology annotation, biological process: translation.